This is a messenger RNA of Drechmeria coniospora, 1521 nucleotides long. RefSeq lists its product as uncharacterized. The record is from RefSeq and is a predicted model, not a curated record. NCBI's taxonomy places the organism in Eukaryota, Fungi, Ascomycota, Sordariomycetes, Hypocreales, Ophiocordycipitaceae. The transcript is spliced from 2 exons. The coding region runs from base 1 to 1521 and encodes 506 amino acids.
AUGCACUUUCGAAUUUCCGCCACAGGCCUUCUGGCCAUGGCUGUCUCUGUCCUCGCCCAGACGGCCGACUUCGACCCGAUCUACAAGCCCGCGUCCGACGAGAAUGUGCCCGCCGGCAAUUCGUACCAGGUGACAUGGACCAGUCCUGCAAAAUACAGCAACGGCACCGUCUCCAUUCAUCUCAUCGGCGGCGAUAGCCCCGCCACUCUGACCCCCAUCAUGGACAUUGCCACUGGCGUCAAAAACUCGGCAAACAGCUACGUUUGGAACGUGGCCGGAUCCUUGGGCGACAAGAAAGUCUACGGCCUCGUCUUCAAGUGGGAGAAGGAUCCGUCGAUUUAUCAGUACUCGAACCCCUUUCACAUCAAGGGUUCUGGUCCCCAGUCAAGCAGCAGCCCGAGCAUGACGUCGGUUCGUCCGACGACGUCCAUACCCGAUGUUCGCAAUAGUAUCGUGACUGCUUCAACCUCGACGACUUCUUGUUCGACCCGCUCGACCAUUUUUGAAACGAGCACCUGCAACGAGGUUGGCUGCACAGGGAGCAUCGGGAUGACGGCAUCUGUCGCGCCCACCCCGCCUGUAGUCGCGCCCACCCCCCCUGUAGUCAUGCCGGCCGAACCAAAGACCUCGGUCAGCUCGGAGACACCAGUCAUUCCACCAGGACCAGUCUUGCCAGAGACAGGUGAGACACCGGGCACACCCGUUGACGAUGAGCCUGUCCUGCCUAUUAUCAACGAGGAGCCCGUCAAACCCGUGGUCAACCCGGAACCCGUCAAACCUGCCGUCAACCAAGAGCCCGUGGUCAACCAGGAGCCGGUGGUCAACCAGGAGCCGGUGGUCAACCAGGAGCCGGUGGUCAACCAGGAGACCGUGGUCAACCAGGAGCCCGCGAUCAACCAGGAGCCUGUCAAACCUGCCGUCAACCAGGAGCCCGUUAAACCUGCCGUCAACCAGGUGCCUGCCAAACCCGCCGUCAACAAGGAGCCCGUCAAACCCGUUGUCAACCAGGAGCCCGUCAAACCCGUUGUCAACCAGGAGCCCGCCCAACCUGCUGUCAAUCAGGAGCCCGUCGCGCCUGUUACACCGGGCAAAGCUGUCGUGCCUAACCCCCCAAAGAACGGGCAGGUCGCACCGAGUGAGGAUUGCACCACCUCAACGAUUCGUCUUACCGUUUCGACGACGGUCACCAUGUCCGCGUCGACAACCAUUAUAUCCAUCACGCCGACCGGUUCCGAGUGCGGUCUUGCUUGCCCCAAGUCCUACAGCACCCCCGUCGCGGUGCAUACACCUGUCGAGGUUAACACACCCGUCGAGGUCAACACCGCCGACAUCCCCGAACCUACAGCCUACAAUGCCCCCGAGCCUGUCGCAUACCCCAGCGAUGGUGGGUUUUCCUCCAGUGACCUGUUAUCGAACUCGAGCUCCAACUAUCCGGAUCCCAUUCUGGUCAGCAGCGGUUCCAUGGUCAGCGUCGGUUCCAUUGGCGCAUUAGCUGCAGUCAUUGCUUUCUUCGCUCUGUAA